AUGGCAGAGACUGGGCAUCCUGUGGCGAAGUUGUAUCCACUGGAGGGAAAUGUUCCCUUGGAUUCUACCCUCUCUGGUCAGUCCCUGUUUGACAGCUCCGAGAGCUCUAAACAGGCAAUAAGCACCUCUACACUGGCAGGUUACAAGUGCCAAGAGGAGGCUAAAAGUCAGAUCUGUAAAGGACAUUCUUCUACUCUUCCAACUGAAGAAACUUACAGCAGCAGGCUGAGGGUCAGCACACAGCCUGCUGAACUGCAGCAAAGCGCAUCUGAACACUGCGCGCUCCCCAGGGCUUCAAGCCACCCACCUACUCUAGCUGAGACACACACACCCUCACACCACCACAGGGCAGUUGUGAAUGAAAACAAAGACAACCCUGAGUCUGCCAGGACAUUGCAGAGUACAGGGUCAACAUCUCUGCCUGUUCACAGGAGUCACUCCGACACUUUACGUCAGGUUAAACAGGGAGUGCCUCCCCAGGCUCCAGACAGUGAGACUUAUGGACUUAGUUGUCAUGGAGGAGAUAAAAACAUGCAAGAGGCUGAGACUAACUCCGAGCUAGCCCAUAAGCAGCCCAUACAUUUGCAGCAGUGCAAUGUUGACACUACUAUUUACAGAGGAGCCAACAAUGGAGAAUCUGGUGUACAGCAGCCUCAAGGUAUGUGUAUUUGUUUCCCAUCUUCAGAUGCAGCAGUCAGAGUACAGCGUGCUGAAGAAGAAGGCCAUCUCCCCACUAAAUGUGACAAAACACUCUGUUAUGACUCUUAUGUCCACCAUGCCAAUUUUGAAGACACAUUUGCUGCUUACUGCCAUCCCCAGCCCAUUCCUGCCCCUUCCCGGCUGUUGCCACGCCUGGCAGGCAUAGAGCCAAGCUGCAAUAUUCGGUGUGCUGUGGCACCUCCUCCUGCAGCCAACCACCUUACCCUGCCGCGUCUCAUCUCCUCCGUCAGUGAGACAGGCCUAGAUGCCAAACAUCUAAUGCGAUGCUGCAACCUCAGCUGCUCUUGGAUCAGUUCACUGCCUCCUGGUACUUGCCCACAAUCUCAAAAGCACCUCAGCAGAGAGGAGUGCUGCAGUAGUUCAGUUGGUAAAGUCAGAUCCAUAGUCCGUGACAUGGGGACUAUGACAGCCCAUAAAGUUCUAAGGGAUGUUGGGGUGCAGACAAGUCAGACCAUCAGUUCUCAUGUGUUCCCCCAGGUCUGUCUGGCGGACAAGUGCAGAAAUGAGCCCUCCUGUAUCCUAACUCCAAACAGUGACAGUGAUGGAAGCAAGAAACCGGGUGGUGCUCCCAAAUCUCCAGUGAAGGAGGUGAAGUGGGAUGCAGAAGGGAUGACAUGGGAAGUGUAUGGGGCUUCUGUGGACCCUGAGGAGUUAGGCAUAGCCAUCCAGAGACACCUGGAGCUGCAGAUCAAGGAAACAGCAAGCCAUGCAGCCAAGUUGUCACGCCAAAACACCAGCACCUCCCAGCAGGGCAAAAAUACCAGCUGUCAGAGAAAGAGGAGCAGGAUGAUGAGCUCCAUCCGAACCCCGGUCUGUUGCAGUCGGAGCACUGCAGCUGUUGACUGACUCACCAGCUGACAGAUGGAGUGAACUUGAACACUGAACUGACCUGAACUUCAGCCUCAAAUGUCAUCCACCUGAGCAGAAGCUUUAUGGAAGAUAGAAUAAUCUGCAUAUUUACGAGACGAGCUUGUAUACCAGUAUUUCAAUAUUUCAGUGACUGAAACUGUGAUUCCUGUAGCUGUGCACUGCCAGUUUUUCAGAGGGCCCUUUCGCAUAUAGGUAUUUUAAUAGGAAUC
Molecule: messenger RNA, 1799 nt
Organism: Stegastes partitus (bicolor damselfish)
Lineage: Eukaryota; Metazoa; Chordata; Actinopteri; Pomacentridae
Exons: 1
Coding region: 1-1566 (521 amino acids)
Biological process (GO): neuron projection development
Cellular component (GO): plasma membrane
Source: RefSeq, a predicted model, not a curated record